Messenger RNA from Mesitornis unicolor (brown roatelo), 2472 nucleotides. RefSeq names its product rhomboid 5 homolog 2 (Drosophila) (gene RHBDF2). Gene Ontology annotation, cellular component: endoplasmic reticulum membrane. Gene Ontology annotation, molecular function: serine-type endopeptidase activity. Gene Ontology annotation, biological process: regulation of protein secretion; regulation of epidermal growth factor receptor signaling pathway. Lineage: Eukaryota; Metazoa; Chordata; Aves; Mesitornithiformes; Mesitornithidae. The transcript has 17 exons. The record is from RefSeq and is a predicted model, not a curated record.
AUGUCAGCUGGCGACAAGAACGGGGGCAGCCGCUCCAGCAGCAGCCGCCUGCAGAGCAAGAAGCCCCCCAACCUCUCCAUUGUCAUCCCCCCCCGGGAGGCAGAGGAGGACGGCACCCGCAAGGAGCCCUCCAAGGUCCCCAUCUACCGAAAGAGCAAGAGCCUGCAGGAGCCCCGCUCCAAGGGAUGCGAGGGCUCGGAGCGGCGGCCUGGCUUCCGCCGGCAAACUUCCCUGUCCCAGAGCAUCCGCAAGGGCACGGCACAAUGGUUUGGCGUCAGCAGCGACUGGGAGGGGAAGCGGCAGCAGUGGCAACGCAAGAGCUUGCAACACUGCAGCAUGAGAUAUGGGAAGCUGAAGCCUGCCUACCGCGACAUGGAGCUGCCCAGCCAGGAGGUGCCUUCCUUCCAAGGCACCGAGUCACCCAAACCUGCCAAGAUGCCCAAGAUUGUGGACCCGCUGGCCAGGGGCCGUCCCUUCCGCCACCCUGAUGAGACCGACCGUCCCCACACACCCCACCACGUCCUGGCCCCGCUCACCCCUGGUGUCGUCUCCUUGGCGUCCUUCAACAGCAUCCGCUCUGGCUACGGCCACCUGCCACGCAGGAAGAGGGAGUCGGUCGCCCACAUGAGCUUCAAGGCAGCUGCGGCCCUUCUCCGCGGACGCUCUGUCCUGGAGCCACUGGCUCCCAAGCAGAGAACCACCAAGAGGAGCUUCAUGUACCCCAGCUUCAUGGAUGAGGACAUAGUGGAUGCUGCCGAUACACUGGAUUCGUCCUUCUUCAGUAAGGCAAGCACCAUGGACAUGCAUGACGAGAUGUACUCCAUGCCUGACGAUGUCUUCGAGUCGCCACCUCUAUCGGCCACGUAUUUACGCAUGCACCCAGUGGGAGAGGAUGCCAGGGUGUCCCCUGAGGGCGUCUGCCUUACUUCAGCCAGUGCUGACUCGGCUCCCCGGCGAGGCAGGCGCAUUGCUUCCAAAGUGAAGCACUUUGCCUUCGACCGCAAGAAACGCUACUACGGGCUGGGUGUGGUGGGGAAGUGGCUGAACAGGACCUACCGCCGCAGCCUGAGCAGCAUCGUGCAGUCGCAGCUGGAGAUCACCGACAGCCACCGGCCGUAUUUCACGUACUGGGUCACCUUUGUCCACAUCCUCAUCACCUUGCUGGUCAUCGGCACCUACGGCAUCGCCCCCAUCGGGUUUGCCCAGCACGUGACGACAGAGUUAGUGCUGAGGAACAAGGGCGUCUACGAAAGCGUCAAGUACAUCCAGCAGGAAAACUUCUGGAUUGGGCCCAGCUCGAUCGACCUGAUCCACCUGGGAGCCAAGUUCUCCCCCUGCAUCCGGAAGGAUCGGCGGGUGUAGCGGCCCAUCCAGCGCGAGCGGGACCGGGAGCGCGGCUCUGGCUGCUGUGUCCAGAACGACAACUCAGGCUGCAUCCAGACCCUGCCUCAGGACUGUUCGGAGACACUGGCAACCUUCAUCAAGUGGCCAGGCACCAAUGCACCAGCCAUGGGCUCGGGGGAGAAGCGGACAUCGGGUGCCGUGUGUCAUCAGGACCCCAGGACAUGUGAGGAGCCAGCGUCCAACCCCCCCCAUGUGUGGCCAGACGAUAUCACCAAGUGGCCGAUCUGCACCUACGAGACCAAAACCAACCACACCGGCUUUGCCCACCUGGACUGCCAGAUCAAGGGCAGGCCCUGCUGCAUUGGCACCAAGGGCAGCUGCGAGAUCACAACACGGGAGUAUUGCGAGUUCAUGCACGGAUACUUCCAUGAGGAGGCAACACUCUGCUCACAGGUGCACUGCCUGGAUGAGGUGUGCGGCCUCCUGCCUUUCCUCAACCCAGAGGUCCCCGACCAGUUCUACCGCCUGUGGCUGUCCCUGUUCCUGCACGCCGGCAUCAUCCACUGUCUGGUGUCGGUGACAUUCCAGAUGACGGUGCUGAGGGACCUGGAGAAGCUGGCGGGCUGGCAUCGCAUCUCCAUCAUCUUCAUCCUCAGCGGCAUCACAGGCAAUCUGGCCAGUGCCAUCUUCCUGCCCUACAGGGCAGAGGUGGGCCCCGCUGGGUCCCAGUUCGGCUUGCUGGCCUGCCUCUUCGUGGAGCUCUUCCAGAGCUGGCAAGUGCUGGAGAAGCCCUGGAAAGCCCUCCUCAACCUCUUCGGCAUCGUCCUCUUUCUCUUCAUCUGCGGCCUCUUGCCGUGGAUCGAUAACAUCGCUCACCUCUUCGGCUUUCUCAGCGGCCUCCUCCUCUCCUUCGCCUUCCUGCCUUACAUCACCUUUGGCACGGUGGACAAGUACCGUAAGCGAGCCAUGAUCAUCGUCUCCUUGCUGGUCUUCGUGGGGCUCUUUGCCUCGCUGGUGGUCUGGCUCUAUGUCUACCCGGUGAACUGGCGCUGGGUGGAGUAUCUCACCUGCCUGCCCUUCACCAGCAAGUUCUGCGAGAAGUACGAGCUGGAGCAGGUCCUGCACUGA